AUGGCAGACCUCUUCUCCUCGGACGCUUCGCCGGCACCGCCGCAGGAGCAGGACGAGAGCGGCAGCCUGGCCGUCUCGCAGACAACACCCAGGCGUGGUGGGCACGGGCCCCAGCCUAGCGUCGGCAACGCGGCCAGUCUAUUCGGCGGCUCCGGCGACGACCCCUUCGCCAGCAUCACCUCGCCAGCGACGCCCAAAAAGGCUCCGACCCCGCUCGUGUCGCUCGCAGAGGAAGCGGCAGAGGGAGACCCCGCCGAUGCGGCCGCCUCCCUCUUCGGAGGCUCAGCGGACGGUGCACCGACGAGCGACGACCUGUUUGGUGCUGCGGCGUCCCCCGCAGAUGGUUCACAGACCGACAACGGCCGCCUGGGGGUGCCAUCCCUGACCACGCCGGCCAGUUCUGGCUCUUCGGGCCCACCUUCACCCAGCAAGCUCUUCACCUCGACAUCGGGCUACGACGACGACUGGCUCGGAGGGACAAAGGUAGAUACGACGCAGGCACCAGUGACCCUCGAUGCAUCAAUCACUGCCAAUGACCCGCAGGUCGCAGAUGACGGCGUCGAGGGCCAAGCCGGCUACGGCCAGCACGAUCAGUACGGUGCUCAGGCAGACGGCUACGGCGAGCAGGCUGGCCAGGGCUACGCCGAGCACGGCUAUUACGGCGACCAGAGCUACGAUGCGCAGCAGCAGCAGCAGUAUGGCGAUCAGUCGUAUGCCUACGACUACUCGCAGCCGCAGCAGCAGCAGCAGUACGACGGGCAGUACGACUACGCACCGCAGCAGUACGACCAGCAGCAGCAGCAGCACUACCAGUACGACCAGCAGCAGUACGACUACGGUGCUCAGGGCGCCGCAGCAACCUACGACCAGACCCAACAGCUGCCGUACGGCCAGGAGUACGCUGGUCAGCAUGACCAACACCAGCAGCACGACUACCAGGCGCACGAUGCGCAGCACGCAGGCUACGGCGGUUACGACGCCUCCGCCUACGGACAGUCCGGAGAGGCAGCCUACGACCCGCAGCAGGCCAACUACGCUUCAUACGACUCCGCCAUGUCACGCGCGAGCUACGACGGCGCCGCGUACGACUCGACUGGGACAGACGGCUAUGGCUACGCACCCCAGCAGUCGUCCGGCCAGGCCGCUGACAACCAGGGCUACUGGCAGGAGCAGGCCCAGCUGAACGACGGCUACCGUGCUGAGGCCACUGCCGUCGCCGCCGACUACGGCUCGAGCUACUCGGCCGACCAGACCAACCAAGGUGCCUACGACUACAGCCACACGAAUGCCACGGCCAUCGCACCCCCGCCUCCGACUGCCGCGACUCUGGCUCGAGUUCCGAGCCCGUACGACCCCGUGCCAGCACCAUCGGUUCCAGCUUCGACGAUGCCGAACAGUCAGGCUCGAGCUGCGAGUCCGUACGAACCAGCAACGCCGGUCUCGCCCGCUAUGGGAGCGGGCACUCUAUCGUCGGUGCCGCCUCCACCCGUCGCAGGCCCACCCCGUGGGCCCCCGCGCGGACCGGCCAGGAGGAGCCCGAAACCUGCCUCUCCGGUCAGCGCUCCCGCGAUCGAGCCAGUUGCCGCAGCGCCGGAAGACGCGACAGCUGCGGUGCCGGCUGCUUCCGACGGAGAUGGCUACAGCUGGGGAAUGGACGAGGCUCAACACGGCGGUGAGGACGGCGGGAUCGAUGUGCAGCAGCAGAAUGCCGGAGCCGAUGCGGCCUGGGAAGGCGGCGAAGCUCCCAGCGCGUUUGGGCAGCAGGCCUACGGCUGGGUCAACCAGCUCGAGGAUGCUGCAGCUACGCCACCGGCCGUCGAGGAUGGGCCUGCUCCCCCCAUGCUCACCGUCACGGACGAGGAUGCCACGGCGUCGGUCGUCUACCAUCCGGACGGCGUCGAGAACCACUUCGGUGAGGAUGCAGACGCUCAGCUGCAAGCUCAGGAGCCGAUGCAGCUGCAAGACCCCGAGCUGGUCGACCAGGCCGUCGAUGCCCUGCAGGAACUCGAUCUCAACGGCCAGGAGCACAUUGAUGAGGGCCUGGAAGAGAGUGUUGCCGCCGGCGGCAUCGCGGGUGAGGAAGCCGAGCUUGCUCGCCAUGGCGAGGCCGAGAUGGUGGCCCCUCCCGAGGGAGGCGAGACUCAAGAUUCGUCUAGCUACGGCGGAGCCUACGAGGCGGAGGAUGACCAGGCUGCUACUGGCAACGCUGAAGACGGCCAGUACGCACCGCAGAAAGACGGCCCAGCUCAAGGGUCUCAGCCGGCUGGUCCUGGCCAGGCUUAUGGUCUGGACACAGAGCAGGUCGCGCAAGACGCCGCAGCAGAUCCGUACGCGCCUCGGGCCGCGGGGCACGCCAGCAACGACCCUUACUCGCCCGCCGGCGUCACAGACGGCACGUAUGGCGGCUACCAACAGUCGCAGUGGGGCGACCAGGGGAGUUCAGAGCCCGAGCAGUCGCAGCAGCCGCAGCAGCAGCCGGGGCAGCCGGGGCAGCCGGACAAUGGCUUCGCCGCCUACGGACAGUCCCCCUAUGACCCGUACGCGCCGUCCCACGGCGGCUUCACGUCCGAUUACAACGCGUCGCACCACCAGCCCAACGGUUACGGAUCCCACCCCUCUGCCGACGACACCUACGGCUCGUACGCUCCGUAUGGCGGUAGCGCAGACCCGUACGCUCCGUCGCACGACGGACAGCAGCAGCACGAGCGGCAGCUGUCGGACAGCCGACCAUACGACAACGAGGACGAUGCGGACGACGCACGAACGCCGCACGCCACAACUGGCCGGCCUCCUUGGUCGGAUGCUAGCUCGCCGGCUGUCGAGGCCUACGCCAGCCCGUACGGAGCGCCUGCCUCGCAGGGUCUCAAGCGGGCGGGCACGGUCACGCAGCGCUCCAUCGACGCGACAGGUGGCGGUGGGGACGGAUACCGCGCGCCUUACGACUCCGCCGAUUCUUAUGCUGCCCCGCACGGCCGCGCCGACCAUGGCGCCGCCGACCGACAGCCGAGCACACCGGGAGCAGGUGGAAACGGCGAGAGCGGCAACUACUUCGACGGCGGCGCCCACUACGCAUCUCCAUCCCAUUCGUCGGGCUUUGCGGGCGGCGUCGGCGCCGCUCCGGCAUCGCCUUACGACCCCGGCAAGGCUGCCAGGUCCUAUGCCAGCGAAGCCUCGUAUCCAAGCUCGAUCUCGGGCUCGGGCGUCGACAUGCAGGAGCAGAUGCGCAACGCCAAGAUCCCCAUCGUCAGCUUCGGCUUUGGCGGACAGCUUGUGAUGUACUUCCCGACGGCGUCGUCCAGCGACCAGACCGGCGCCAGCGAUGGCGGGUACGGCGGCUAUGGCUACAUGGGCGGCAGCGGCGCACCGACAAGCGUGACGAUCCAGCCGCUCUCGGCCGUCAUUCCUUCGUCGUCUUACGCCACCGCCUUCGAUCCGCUGCACUUCCCCGGUCCGGCCUUUGAAGGCGCUUCCGCGACCGCGCUGUCGCGAGCCACUGGCGGCGCCAAUGCUGGUGCCAAAGCCAAAAAGGCCGCGCUUAUCAAGCACCUCGACGAAAAGAUCGGCGAGGUCGAAGCGGGCAUCGGCUAUCUGCGUCGUCGGCCGUCCUUUUCGGCCAGCGGCGACGUGGAUCAUGAGGCCAGCCUUGCAUCGCGCGGCACCAACUCUCAGCUCGAGUGUCAGAGGGCCGAAGACAAGGUGGCGCUUCUGAAGUUGCUGCGGCUAAUCCUCGUCCAUGACGCUCAAACGACCAACAACCCUGCUUUCGAUGCCGCCGUGCGCGAGCUGCUGACUGGCGAAAAGGCCGACGACAGCAGCGGAGGUUCGGCCCGCUUCGCACCUGCGUCGCCAUUCGGUGCCGCAGCGCCGUCAGCAUCUUCGGGCGAGACGCUGCGCACCUACGAGCUCAAGCGCGGCUUCCUCGAGACGCUCCAGAGCAUGCUUCUCCGAGGAGAGCGCCGCGAGGCCGUCGCCCUGGCAGUCGAGCAGAAGAUGUGGGCUCACGCCAUGACGAUCGCCAGCUGCGUGGACAAGGACUGCUGGAGGACGGUCGUCGCCGACUUUAUCGAGGACGAGCUCGGAGCUGGCGUCGGCCUGAGCGCCAGUUCGGGCCAGACGAGCGCCGAUCUGCAGACGCUCAAGGUUGCCUACAACGUCUUCUCGGGCCAGGACCCGGUGUCUGUGUUCGACCUCUUCCGUCCGAAGAAGCAGAUGCUCUUGGAUGCCUCGCAGCCCUCUGAUGCCGUUUCGCCGGGGAGCGGGGCAGCUGCCCCUACCUCGCUGCCCGACUGGAAGGGCUCGGUCGCCAUCGUGCUCUCCAACAAGAGCAUCAACGAUUCGGCGGCGCUCACGGCCAUCGGCGACGGGCUCGCGGUCCACGGCCUCGUCGAGGCGGCCCACUUCUGCUACGCCCUCGCGCCAGCCACGUCGCCCUUCGGAGGCGUCGACGUUUCCGCCGUGCGGAUGACGCUCCUCGGCUGUCAGAGCCCAAAGGUCUCGGCCCACUACCUGCAGGACCUCGACGGCAUCAUCCUCACCGAGAUCCUCGAGUUUGCCCAGAGCCUGAUGCCUAUCACCAAGGGACAGGACGCCUACGCCGGCAUUCCGCACCUGCAAGCCUACCGCCUCGUCCACGCCUACCGCCUAGCCGAGCUCGGCGACGUCCAGCGGGCGCAGAAGUACUGCGAGGCCAUCGCGGGCGCGCUCAAGCUGAGCAAGAACUCGCCCUAUCUCCACGGCACGCUCCUGUCGCAGCUCAAGGAGCUGUCGGAUCGCCUGGUUGGUGCGCCGCAGGUCAACGGCAGCGGCAACUGGAUGACGCGCAAGAUGCAGCGCCCGACGCUCGACGGCGUGUGGGGCGCCCUCGAGGGCCGCUUUACCAAGUUCAUCGCCGGAGAGGAGAACGAGGCGACCGCCUCGCCAUCCCGCAGCAAAAGCCUCGGACCUGGUGUCGGUGCCUCUGGCGGCGCCGGCGGCAGCGGCAACGGCGACGGACCCGUCGGGCCGUUCUCGCACUACACGGCCAUCACGCCCGACGCGGCGGCGGGCGGCAUGUCGCGCCAGCAGUCGUUUGUCGACCUCAACGCGCCGCCCAGCAUGCCCCAGUCGCGGGCCGGCUCGGCGAUGGACUUCCACCACAACCGCCGCGCCGCCUCGCCCAAGCACCGAGCCUCGUCGGCGAUGGCUGUCCGGCAUUCUCCUCGCGACCCCUACCACGCCUGGCCCCAGCCUCUGUCGCAGAUGCCGUCCGGCGACCGCGACCAGCCCUCGGCUGGCCACGCCUUCGAGGCUUCGCGAAACGGCCACGUGCUGCAGACCUCCGAGUACUCGAGCUACGAACCGAGGGACUCGUUCCAGUCGUCGAGGCCGAGCGACCAGGAUGGCUGGCAAGGAUCCGACUCGCGCCGCCAGAGCGUCGACACUUACGAUCAGGGCAGCCAGCAGGAUCGCUUCGACGAUCGCAGCGAAUCGUACCGGGGCUACAGCGCCUACAAGGAACAAGACGCCGGCGAGGGAUACGGCGCCGCACACGACGACGUGCCUUACUACGGCUACCAGCCGCACGGAGCGCAGCAGCCGCAGUUUGUGAGCAACGUCGAUGGACCCAGCCUCGAGUCAGCCGAGGACGGCGGCUUCGUGUCGCCGAUGGAUGCCCUUGCCGGCGCAGGCGCAGGUGCGGGCCGCAAUUCGAGGACGCCCCAGCCGCAGUCGCAGCCCGACUACUCGCAGAACCGUUCCAGCAACGCAUACCAUGAAGAGGACGACGAGGACGACGAUCUGGGCCUCGGCAACUCCAGCAGCAAGAAGAAGCAGGCCCAUUCCUCCGAGGGCGACUCUCGUGGAGGCCAUGGCGCCGCUUCCUCUUACGAACCUGCUCCAGCCGCCGCCAAGGAGGCCGAUGCCGACCAGGACAAGAAAGAAAGCAACGAGGACAAGCCCGGCCUCAAGCCUUCGGCUUCGAGCAGUUGGCUCGGCCGGCUCUGGGGCCGAUCCUCUUCGACGACGCUCGCGGAACAGGCCAAGGCCAAGAAGGCGCACCUUGGUGAGGAGACCGCCUUCUACUACGACAAGGAGCUCAAGCGCUGGGUCAACAAAAAGGCUGGAGACACGAGCACGCCUGCCUCGCCGCCUCCGCCGCCGCCUCGAGCACAGACGACUUCGCCUGCCACGGGACCGGACCGCGGAGCCGGCGCAGCUUCUGCACCGCCCAUGCGCAACUUCUCUGGCGGGCCACCUCCGCCUCGCAGUGCCCUCUCUGGCUUCUCGGGCCGGGCCACGCCGCCGAUCAGCGAGGAGCAAUCCGGUCCUCCGGGAGCCGGGCUGCCUCUGCGCAACGGCGGGCCGGGUCUCGCCCGUGCCCGGUCCAACCUGGCGGACCACACCAUGCCGCCUGCCGCCCAGCCUCCGACCAGGUCCGGCUCCGCCACGCCGAUGGGAGGGCCGAGCGCCAUGUCGCCCCCUCCUGCCCCUCCGCCGGGCUCCCGGGCCGGCACCGUCAAGAAGCGGCCCAUCAAGAGCAGAUAUGUCGUCGUCGACUGA
Molecule: messenger RNA, 6537 nt
Organism: Pseudozyma flocculosa PF-1
Lineage: Eukaryota; Fungi; Basidiomycota; Ustilaginomycetes; Ustilaginales; Ustilaginaceae
Exons: 4
Coding region: 1-6537 (2178 amino acids)
Biological process (GO): autophagy; Golgi organization; COPII vesicle coat assembly
Cellular component (GO): ER to Golgi transport vesicle membrane; endoplasmic reticulum exit site
Source: RefSeq, a predicted model, not a curated record